CUCUUUUUUUUUUUUUUUCUUCAAUAUUAUUGUAAAUAUUUGAUCAAACAUCUGUACAAACAUAUUUACUCUCUUCAUUGUAUACACACGUUCGUACUUCAUUCUUUUCUCUGGCUCUCUCUUAUCUAUUUGUCCAAAUUACAAUACUCAACAUUGAAUGUUAUACGUCCCGCCUCCUUAUUCGUCAGGGGUAGAAGUGUCAGUAUGUGAACAAGAUGCCUAUUGUGUUAGUAGUACUCCACCUUCACCACCUACCAAUCACGCUCCUUCCAAUUCCUGCUAUAAAGAAAAUACUGAACAAAAUUCUACUUCUCAACGUACUUCUCCUCCUCCAACUCCAAAAGAAACACUCAAUUCACAAAAUACUGACAAAAACUGUGAUACCCAUGGUAAUGAUGAGGAUGAUUUCUUUUUCCUUGGUCAACUUCAAAAUAAGACUGUAGCACUUGGUACACAACAGAAACAACAACAACAACAACAAGAGCAAAAAGAACGGGACCAACAACAAAAAUUACAACAACAAUUAUAUCAAGAUCAACAACAACAACAACAACAACAACAAGAACAACUUGACUAUCUUGUCUAUGAUCAAGGAUUUGAAGAAGCGGAGGACCAUUCUCAAUAUGACUAUCAAAAUCAGUAUUAUCAAUCUCAACAUGCUGCUUAUACUUUUGAACCUUUUGACAAAACAUUGUAUUCCACUACAAAUAUCACUGAUGAUGACUUUGAGACGGCUAAUCGUGCAUUCCAUGCGACCAUCAACAAAUUCUCACGCCAAAGUUAUCCAGAACAUCGUAAACGAGCACCUUACAACUUCCUGGAAAGUUGGCACCUUCAUAGUAUGUACAGCAAAUCACAACAAAUUUUAUUGGGUAUACCUCAUGUUCGUCCCAUGGUCUUACUUUCAGGGGAUGAUUUUAUGUUUACACCACCAUUAUUACAACAAGAAGAAGAAGAAGGUUACAUCGACGAGAAUGAUCAUCAACUUCGGUAUCUGGAUCAAUCAAUGCACAUGGAAUGGAUGGACGAUGGACAAAUGUUUGAGGAUGAUGGUGAGAUCCUGGAUGAUGGUAUUGUUAUCAUGUCUGCUCCUGAUCCUCCUAUUAUGGUGUCAUCUUCAACAUCUAUAUUACCUUUAUCAACAUCACCAUCACCACCACCAACAACAACUUCUCCGUCUUCAACUAUACUGAACGAAAAUGCAUGGAUGAAAAAUCAAGUGGAUUCUCUAUUACAACAUCAACAUGUCUAUUCUCCUGUUUCUUCUCAUCACUAUCAACAAGAUCUACAAAUGGAAUCGCAACAAGAAGACGAUUUAACAUCAUCGAAUACUGAACCUCUUUAUUUUGCUGGGUUAUCAUCUGAACUAGUGCACUGGUAUCGUUCAUCUGAACGUGGACGACCUCCUUCAACUAUCAUGCAAAAGAUGGACGAUGAUGAUCAAGAAAGUUACAAUAGUGACAAUGUACAUAUUGGAUUAUCUGAUGAUAGAAAAAACAAUGACAAUAUGGAUGGCAACGACAUGAAUGAAUGGAACGACGAAGAAGAUUGUAACAAUAGAAUGGAUGACAAAUCAAAUUCAGACCAAACAUCUUCGAAUGGAUAUCAACAAACUACCAUGAUAAAAUAUAACGGAUUACCGACAUCUUAUCAAUCAUUAGCUGAUAUUGUGGCAUCACCAUCUUCAUCACCAAUCGACGAACGAAUGAAUUAUGGAUCGACGUUUGAACAACAACAGUAUGCAUCAGCAUCUUCAUCUCAGUCAACGUGGAUCAAUCAUCGAACUUUGGGUUUCACAGAUCAACUAGUAGCGACUUCAGAAUUAGUAAUGAAAAUGGCGUCAGAUUAUCGAGUGGAUCGUAAAGCUAAUACAUUAUCAUACAUCUCUUGCUUAUUCCGUAUCUGGCAAGUUCUCUUUUUGACGGCAGAAAUUAUACUAUCGAAUCUUUGGGGCCAACCGUCUGAUACUGUCACAAGUAAUAACUUUAUGAUAGAUUCCAAAUCACCAAGUCGUAGAUCACCUGUGGAACCUCUUUUACCUUUUUAAUUAUUAUUAUUAUUUUGUUUUAUGUAUUCCUUAUUAUAUAGUUAUAUACAUAUUUAUAUAUUAUAUCUGAUUUUAUUCGUCAUUCUGUUUAUUUUUAUUUCGUUUUUAUAUCUUUUAUAUAUCCUUUUUUUUUUUUUAUCUUUUUCAUAUAUUAUAUAUUAU
Molecule: messenger RNA, 2209 nt
Organism: Halteromyces radiatus
Lineage: Eukaryota; Fungi; Mucoromycota; Mucoromycetes; Mucorales; Cunninghamellaceae
Exons: 2
Coding region: 158-2047 (629 amino acids)
Source: RefSeq, a predicted model, not a curated record